Molecule: messenger RNA, 1128 nt
Organism: Wickerhamiella sorbophila
Lineage: Eukaryota; Fungi; Ascomycota; Dipodascomycetes; Dipodascales; Trichomonascaceae
Exons: 1
Coding region: 1-1128 (375 amino acids)
Molecular function (GO): protein binding
Source: RefSeq, a predicted model, not a curated record
AUGGACUAUUCGGGUUUGUCGAGCUGCUAUCAGGCGCAGUUCGAAGUGAACACCACAGGCAAUUAUGGCGGCCUAAUGAAGCUUGUCCGGCAGCAUACGCUGAAUGUAGCUUGGAUUGAAGAGAUUAUAGCCGAUGCAUCAAAGGCCAAGUACCCGGGGGUGGCACAUUUUGUGACGAAAAAGGACGCCUGGGAAAGCGAAAUUAGACAUACAAUCGACUCAAAACUACACACAAUUCGUCAAAUACAGUACCAACACACGCAAGAACGCAAUUUACCGGCGCUGGCUGCCGCGUAUUUGGAAGAAGGCAACAUCAUGGUUCUGCAGGGCGAAUUCCGGGCCGCCCACCAAUGCUAUCAACAGGGACGAGGAACACAUAGCUCGAUGGACUAUGAGGGCCUAAUUGGGAUAUCUGGCGCCGAUAUGCUGCAGCGGCAUUGGUCCAUCGUGCAGACUUCUUUGAUGAAGGUACUCAAGCUAGAUAAUGAACCCUCGCGAUUCGUCUUACAGAGCUACGGCUUGGCCUCUUGGUGUUUAGGAGAUUACGGUGACUGUACCUCAUCGUUUCUUCAGCUAGAAGACCUCGGGGGCAUUCCCUGGAUCAGCGAGGAAACCGCUGCCGCUAUCCUCAUGAUCAGCGUGCUGCUUUCGAUGUCUCGAGAAGAUAUGAGGUUUUUUUUACGGUCAGAUAAGGUCACUGUCCCUCUGUUCAAGAAAUACCCUGCGUUUUAUGAGUUUGUUUCAGCAUACUACUUUCUUGACAUUGCUAAAGUCUGGAGUCUUUUGCCGGCCCUUACCGACGUUAUUUGUGAAGACUAUUUUGCCCACGGCCGGCUCGAGGCUUCAGUAUCACGCCUAAGAGAGCAGCUACAUCAGCACUAUCUUGCGGUGCGUCGUUUGACUCCUUUGACUUCCACAUUAGAGUUGUUCAGCCUUUUAAAGACCUGCACGGUGUUUGACCUUGCAGAUGAUGCCAAACGCUGGGGAAUGGCCAUUGAAGUUGAUACCGUCGCAGACACUAUCGAAGUAAAGACUGAGGCACCUCGUCUAGAGAUGCUAGAGCGUACUGCAGCUCUUUCACGAAAAUUUAUAUACGAUGGUACUAUACUCGUAUGGUCCCGGUACUAA